Messenger RNA from Chelmon rostratus (copperband butterflyfish), 3304 nucleotides. RefSeq names its product denticleless E3 ubiquitin protein ligase homolog (Drosophila) (gene dtl). The record is from RefSeq and is a predicted model, not a curated record. NCBI's taxonomy places the organism in Eukaryota, Metazoa, Chordata, Actinopteri, Chaetodontiformes, Chaetodontidae. Gene Ontology annotation, molecular function: protein-macromolecule adaptor activity; protein binding. Bases 105 to 2081 code for a protein of 658 amino acids. Gene Ontology annotation, biological process: mitotic G2 DNA damage checkpoint signaling; proteasome-mediated ubiquitin-dependent protein catabolic process. The transcript has 15 exons. Gene Ontology annotation, cellular component: nucleus.
CAGCAGCAGCAGCAGCACAGAAAGAAGAUCGCCAGCCAGCGAUCUGACAAACUUCUUAGUCUUGCAUAAAAAUAUUGCAGAUCGUCUUCUACCGCUGUGUAGGGAUGCUUUUCCGCUCGGUUGUUGACAGAGGAGUGGGCCGACGAAGGCAGAAUGCCCUCACUGCAGAUCCAUGGCCCAGGUACCCUCUGAGCUCCCUGCUAGAAGGCUACCAGUGCGUCCGACAUGACGAACACAUGUCUUACGGCAACCUGGGCGAGUCUGUGCCACCGUUUGGACUGGCUUUCUCCUCUGCCGGGGACCUGCAAAAUGUCCUUGCAGCAGCUAAUGAAGAAGGCAUUGUUCGGAUCUACAACACGGAGAGCCGAGAAAAGCCGCUUCUUAAAGAAUGGCUGGCUCAUGAGAAUGCUGUAUUUGACAUCGCCUGGGUACCAGGGGAGCCUCACUUGGUGACUGCUGCCGGUGAUCAGACAGCCAGGCUGUGGGAUGUGAAAUCAGGGGAGCUGUUAGGCAGCUUCAAGGGUCACCUCUGCAGCCUCAAGUCUGUUGCGUUCACACCGGAGGAGAAAGCUGUGUUCUGUACUGGGGCCAGAGAUGGAAAUAUUAUGGUCUGGGACACCAGGUGCAGCAAAAAAGAUGGCUUCUACAGACAGGUGAAACAGAUCAGUGGUGCUCACAACAAAGCAGAGGCGAACCCCCUCACCAGAACAAAGAAGAGGAGGAGCAGCACACGUGGCAUGGCUCCCAGUGUGGAUACCCAGCAGAGCGUCACAGUGGUUUUGUUUCAGGAUCAGCACACCCUCAUCUCUUCUGGGGCUGUCGAUGGAGUAAUCAAGAUGUGGGAUCUGAGGAAGAACUACACCGCACACCGCCAGGAUCCUGUUCCGCUGCAGACGUACCCGUACCCGGGGUCCUGCAUGCGCACGCGACUGGGUUAUUCCGGUCUUGUGCUGGACUCCACGAGAUCCAGCGUCCUCUGUAACUGCACUGAUGAUAGUAUCUACAUGUUCAAUGUCAGUGGAGUGAAAACGACUCCAGUGGCAGUUUUCAGUGGCCACCAGAACUCCUCCUUUUAUAUAAAGUCCACUGUUAGCCCAGAUGACCAGUUCUUGGCCAGCGGCUCAAGUGACAACCACACAUACAUCUGGAAGAUCUCUGACCCCGAACAUCCUCCUGUAAUGCUCCAAGGCCACAGUGAGGAAGUGACAUCUGUUGCAUGGUGCCCAACAGAUUUCACUAAGAUUGCUUCCUGUUCUGAUGACCACACUGUGCGGAUCUGGAGGCUUCGGCGGGAAAUGGAUGGAGUGCAGUCUUCAGUGGGACAGGCCAACCUUGUGGGCUGGGCGCGUCCGAAGUCUCCCUCAAGGCCUUCGAUCAGAGCUGAAACCACCCCAGCCAAGACCCAAAGGACAGAGAGUCUCGGUGGCCUGGCGUCGCCCCAGCUUGCUGUCUGCGCUCCCAGUGGAGCGGCCCUGCCUCUGCCCUCCAGCACCACCUCACCCAUCCCUUCUCAGGACACUAAGGCCGCUGUUGUCCGCCAGAGAACACCGUCCUCUAUCAAACAGUGGUUAUCCCCGAGCCGUGGAUCUCCUGGUCGGGUCAGUCUCCCGCUCCGCCAGGUGCUGAGCCCGCGUCCCCAGAGCCCCGCUGGCAGCACCUCUCCCGCAGAACGACGCGCCAAACGCAGGCUGGAGACCGGCGACGGUGCGUCCGCGAGCUGCGAUGGUGCAGAACAGUGUGACUGCGUUACUGAACUCUACCCCGCAGCCAAGAGAGGCCGGACCCUGUCUGCAGCCUGCUGCCCCGCUCGAGAGAGCCGGGUACAAACAGACUGUCACUCAGAAGACAACAAGCAAGCCUCAUCGAGACAGACCGGCAAGGAGAACUGCUCCCCCAGAGCAGUUGACUGGUUGUCGGUGAUGGGCCAAAAGAUGAGGAAAGGUCAAGAAAGCCCCAGUGCUCCCAGAAGCCCCAGCGCCUCUAAGAAACAAGAUGGCAAGACACCAGCUUCACCGACCAUCCGCUCACCACAAACCAUGAAGAAAAUCUCCACGUAUUUCACAAGAAGGCCUCUGGAGUGACCUCUUGUGCCAGUCAGAUGCUCUGUGCUUCUGUUUAAAAUGUUUUAUUUUGAGUAUUUUUAACCUGAACCCACAGACAAUAAGCCUCUGAGAAUGCCUCUGUGUCCGGAUGACAUGAGCACAUGACCCCGGGCCGCACAGAGAUCGACAGAACCGUAAGUCUGAAUAUUUGAUGCUGUGGUUUUCACAUCCUGAGAGGCUGCUUUAUUUUAAUUGGGUCAUAGGUUUUACUGUUGCCUCCUACACAAUUUUCUGGUGCUGUGUGGAAUAUCUGUUAAAACAAAUCAAGUUGCACGUUGCUGAGUAGAUUUUUCAUUUUACUCAAACCUGACAACUCUAAGAGAUGCUUUAGUGUUUGAUACAAGAACCCACAUUUAAUAAAGUUGUUCAAGAAGUCAACCACGUGUUGAACCUCAAGUGCAGAGAAAACUAUUUGUCUGCAGGUGUGGAAAUAUAUUAUAUACUGCUGAAAAACAAUGCCAAUAAUUUGAUCCACAUCUUUCAGCCGUUUUAUGAACUUCACUAAGAUGCAUCGUUUCAUCUCUUUGUGGUUUUUUUCAUGUAUGGGUUUUGACAUCUGUCUUACAAAAAUUCUGCAAAAUGUAAUUUUUCUUGAGCAAAUGCUUAAGUUGUUUAUAUGUACAAAAUAACCAAUGAUUGUCUCUUGGUUCCUUUGUAUUUAAUUGACACAAUUUUGCUGUGGUCAGAUGUUAUUAAAUUGAAAAUAGUUUUCAAAGUGUGUGCCAUGCUUUUGGUAGCAUAUUAUCAGUGUGAUCCAUGUGUUUGUGUUAUAAAGGGUGCUUGGUGGUGAGCCACAAGUGAGAAUAAAAUAGUGACUUUAAUCAUUUACUGCAGUGGUUACAAAGUUGGUCUCCUUAUGACCCCUCUUCACAGGUUACACACCUUUUUUUCUCUGACAGUUUUAAUUGAAUACUUUUAGGAGUAUGGAGAGUUAAAAUAAUUCAGUAAUUCAAAGAGAAAGGGAACAGAUUAGAAAAUAAAGACUGCAGAUGAAAUGCUUCUUCCCUGGUUUUCCUAAUGUGUUCAGCUUUUCGAAGUCUAUCCGAAAACCAAAGCAGGAUAGAAAAAUACUUGUAUAACAGCCCUUCAGUGGCGUCCUGCGGUUGUGAACCACUCAUCUUCAAUUCUCGGCUGAUUUAAUGUUAAAAUAUGUAUUAUUUUAUAAUUGUCCCCUUAUUUAACUUAGAAUUUUCUCAUUCUCU